Molecule: messenger RNA, 1545 nt
Organism: Xenopus tropicalis (tropical clawed frog)
Lineage: Eukaryota; Metazoa; Chordata; Amphibia; Anura; Pipidae
Gene: hrg
Product: histidine rich glycoprotein
Exons: 7
Coding region: 73-1491 (472 amino acids)
Cellular component (GO): extracellular region
Molecular function (GO): cysteine-type endopeptidase inhibitor activity
Source: RefSeq, a predicted model, not a curated record
CAGGUGCCACACUAUAUAAUUUCAUGCCUCAAAAAUGUUUAACAGGGACACAUUUUAGCAUGCUCAUUCAGAAUGGAGCAUGUGUUUAUAUUUGUUUUCUUUGCAUUAGUGCCCUUGUGUAUGGCUGCAAGCCCACCGUUACCUGUUGUAAACCCAAUAGAAUGUAACACUACAGAUGCUGAAGCAGAUGUAGCUUUGGAUUUGAUCAAUGAAGAUCGCCGCAAAGGCUUUGUACUGAAACCCCUGCGUGUUGUAGAGGCAUAUGAGCAGCAUGUGCAGUCACAUAAAUAUCCUGCAAGCACUAUCUAUUAUCUAACUGUAGAUGUUAUGGAAACAAAAUGUAGCGUCUUAAGUGGGAAGCUAUGGGAAGACUGUGAAGAGCCAAUGUCCUUCCAUGAAUGGGUAUUUGGACAGUGCAAAGCCAUCAUUCUCAUAUCCUUGCCAUGGAGGGUACAGAAACUGAUCCACUACAGCUGCACUAUUACUUCAGCUCAUCCUAAAGUUAUACUCGGCAAGUGCCCUGACUGCCCGCUUGCAGAUGAAGAAAUCACACCUACAACAUUGGAGGAGGCCAAAAUACUCAUUGCAGAAUACAACAAGGACAGCAACAACACCAAUUAUUUUAAAAUUGACCAUAUAGAGAGAAGGAGAUCACAGUGGGUGGUUGGCCCCUCCUCUUUCAUCGAAUUUAACAUAAAGGAAACUGACUGCUCAAAAACUCAGGAAAAUGUUAUUCUUUCCAACUGCAAUUUUCUAAAUGAUAGAGAGGCGCAUGUUGGGUUUUGCUCUGGCAGCUUAAUAAAGAAUAACUUUGACGGGACAGAACACAAGCAAGUUUCCUGUGAUAUAUAUGAACCAAAGGAUCACCAUUCUCAUUAUCCUGAUUAUCAUGGACCUUAUGCAUGCCAUCCUGAAAGAGUAGAUAACAUACCCGAGGGUCAAGAAAAUCCUGAGGCAGCAGUUCAGGAGAAGUCUCAGAGAUGUAGACACCAUCAUAAACACAAACAUCAUCCUUCACACAAAGGUCAUAAACAUCAUCAUCAUCAUCAUCAUCCCCACCAUCAUGGCCAUCCACCUCAUCACCACCACCACCAUCAUCAUCAUCAUCAUCAUCCAAAUGAUACCUCCUCUGAACGUCAUGAACAUCACCAUCAUCACCCAAACCAUAACUCUACUGAACAUCAUGAACAUCACCACCAUCACAAAAAUCAUUCCUCCUCCGAGCACCAUGGCAGUUCAUCUGAAGAACAUACUGACAAGAAAGCUGACAAGAAAACUUUUAUGAGGAGGUCCAAAGGGGUAGUUCAAAAAGUCACUCUUAGUAAUGAAACUGAUGUUCUUCCAGCUCCCACCAUUCCUCCAUUACCAAGCCGUCCUGGUUUUAGAACUGAGUAUAUUCAGUUCCCAGAAUCUAAAUCACAUCUGUCAACAUGUCCUUGGACAAUUGAAGAGAAACAAGAGAUUCUACCAUUUUUACCACAUGGAAAAUAAUGCAUCAAUAUUUCAAACACAGGUGGUAAAAAAUAAAUUUUUUUCUUUUAAAAA